CGUGUUAGUUGGUGCGAAUCGAUGACUGGUCGCAUGGUCCACGGUGCACUCUGCCACCUCAUCGCUCGCUCUGCUUCCACGCUGCUCAUCCACCGUGCAUGGCGUGCUCCUUCCAUUGAUCUGGCGCGACGCAGCGGCGCCGACCGAGCCUCGUGUCAGUCACUGAAGCGCUUCUUCGCUUCGACCACCACCGCGCCCUCGGCUGCCACUGCCGCUGCCACUGCCACUGCUACUGCUACUGCUGCGUCAUCAUUGUGGCAGCAACUCGGCAGGUACCGCGACUCGCAGGGCUCCCACGACGUGGUUCUCGCGCUUGGCUCCAACGUCGGCGAUCGCUACGCCAACAUCAAGCGUGCCCUGCUUGCCAUUGAGCAAACGCUCCACGACCACAGCGACGCAGGUGGUCAGCAUCCAUUGAUCACAUCUGCAUUGUAUGAAACAGCGCCAAAGUACGUCGAAGACCAGCCCAGAUUUCUCAACGCCGUCUGCAAGAUCCGCACAUUACACUCGCCGCACGAAUUGCUCGAUCGUGUCAAGAAGCUCGAGCAAAAUCUGGGAAGGCAACCGCGAUUCCGCAACGGACCGCGUGAGAUCGAUAUUGACAUUAUUCUGCACGGGUUGCAUGUUGUUCGCGACGGUGACCAUCUGGAGGUUCCGCAUCCCCGGUUAACCGAGCGCGAUUUUGUGCUCAAGCCUUUAUGCGACAUCUCCCCACAUUUGGUGCACCCCGUGCUCGGCAAGACUGUGCAAGAGCUCUGCUCGGCUCUGGAGCAACGCACACAGGGGAUUUCGCGAGCCGAUGCAAUGUAUCGCGUGCUUCCUGUCGGAUCGACCAUGCUCCCGCUUGGUCGUCAAACACACGUUAUGAGUAUUAUCAACACCACCCCUGACAGCUUUUCGGAUGGCGGCAAGUGGACCAAGCCAGAUUUGGCUGUGACACACGCGACCUCGCUUUUGGCAGCUGGCUCUGCUAUUCUCGAUAUUGGUGGCCAAUCUACCCGGCCAAAUGCCGAGUACGUGUCGGAAGAAGAAGAGUCAAGACGAGUUGUACCUGUCAUCACGUCCCUCGCGGCACACAGCGGCAAGACUCCGGUGCUACUGUCGAUUGAUACAUUCCGUGCCAGCGUAGCCAAAGCGGCCAUUCAGGCAGGUGCUCACAUUAUCAACGACGUGUCAGCCGGGACGAUGAGCAAAGAGAUGCUACAUACGGCUGCUGCACUUCAGGUGCCCAUCGUUCUGAUGCACAUGCGAGGUGACAGCGGUACAAUGACGAGUCUGGCAACGUACUCCAAUGAUCGACCGAUUGCAGAGCAAAUUGCCGACGAGUUGCGAGAACGCGUCGCUGCUGCCGUCUUUGCGGGAGUAUGGCGCUGGAAUAUUAUUGUGGAUCCGGGUAUUGGAUUUGCAAAGGCAGGCGAGCACAACUUUCCACUUUUGACGCAGCUCCGCCAGUUUGCCAAAUGCAUGGAUGGGCUGCCCACGCUCGUCGGUCCGUCUCGCAAACGGUUUCUCGCAUUGGCUGCGCAAUCUCCCGAGCUCGACACACCCGAGCACCGACGCUGGGCGACCGCCGCCGCCGUAACCGCUUGCGUCGACCAGGGUGUCGACAUUGUUCGCGUGCACGAUGGGCCAGAAAUGAUUUCCGUUGCCCGUACUGCUGAUUUGAUUUACAAUCGAGUCCCCAAGUGACCUCGAGGGGGGGGGGAGAUGCUCCUUGUAGCCGAAUACAGCAAUCGCGGACGAAUCCUUGUCAAUGUUGGUGCUGCAUCCUCCAUUUCAACUUGUAUUAACAAACACAUAAAUUUUGCAAGACAG
Messenger RNA from Capsaspora owczarzaki ATCC 30864, 1815 nucleotides. RefSeq names its product folic acid synthesis protein. Gene Ontology annotation, cellular component: mitochondrial envelope. Gene Ontology annotation, biological process: tetrahydrofolate biosynthetic process. The coding region runs from base 22 to 1689 and encodes 555 amino acids. Gene Ontology annotation, molecular function: dihydropteroate synthase activity; 2-amino-4-hydroxy-6-hydroxymethyldihydropteridine diphosphokinase activity. NCBI's taxonomy places the organism in Eukaryota, Filasterea, Ministeriida, Capsasporidae. The record is from RefSeq and is a predicted model, not a curated record. The transcript has 3 exons.